Daphnia pulex (common water flea) is the source of this 1802-nucleotide messenger RNA. RefSeq names its product solute carrier family 28 member 3-like. Gene Ontology annotation, cellular component: membrane. The transcript has 10 exons. Bases 12 to 1691 code for a protein of 559 amino acids. NCBI's taxonomy places the organism in Eukaryota, Metazoa, Arthropoda, Branchiopoda, Diplostraca, Daphniidae. Gene Ontology annotation, molecular function: nucleoside:sodium symporter activity. The record is from RefSeq and is a predicted model, not a curated record. Gene Ontology annotation, biological process: nucleoside transmembrane transport.
CUCCGUCAAAGAUGGAUUUGGAAUCUCCUCAAAAUGAAAGUAAAUCUGCUGGUGACUUCGUUGAAGGAUUCUGGAGUUACGUUGGAAACUUUGCAGAGAAAAACAGAUUUAAAAUUACAGUAUUCUUGCGAAUUUUUGCAGCAAUCUCAUACAAUUGCUAUUUCGUUGCGGCUGUCUACAAUGCCCAUCUCAAACAAAUCGACAUUGAUUGGUGUGGAGGUGUCGGGAUGCUGAUUAUCCUCACUGUUAUUGUCUACUGUGGCCUUUUCUACUACAAGGUUUUCAAACCUCAUUGGGGCGAUAGCGCAUACUCCAGAGUGAUCCUUCCCCUAACCCUUAUCUUGGAACGAUGCUGGAGCUAUCGAUUUCUACGCUUACUGGUGAUGGCUGGCGGGGUCGCGGGUUUCACUGUGGGGUUGGUAUUGGACACGGCAGGUGACAGAGAUAGAUUAUACUCGCUCAUCGGUCUGGCCGUCUUUCUCCUUUUUGGCUGGAUCUUCUCGAAACAUCCAUCCCAAAUAAAGUGGACACAAGUGAUUUGGGGAAUGAUCUUACAGUUUCUCUUCGGUUUGAUGGUUCUUCGCUGGAAAACCGGGCAGCAGGUUUUUGCCUGUCUCGGCGAUCGCGUUUCCAUCUUUUUGAAGUACACCGAUGCAGGCUCAGGAUUAGUCUAUGGUCAUUUAGUCACUGAUCAAAAUGCUUCCGGAAUUCCGCUUGGCACCAUUUUCGCCUUUAAAGCCUUGUCAGUCAUUUUCUUAUUCAGUUUCAUGGUCAACAUUCUUUACUAUUACGGAGUCAUGCAACUGAUCGUACAGAAAGUCGGUUGGUUUCUUCAAGUAUCAGUAGGAACCACUGCGACCGAAUCAAUCAACUGCGCUGCCAACAUUUUUCUUGGACAAACGGAAGCUCCUUUAGCUAUCAAACCACUUUUACCGUUAUUGACGAAAUCGGAACUGCAUACGGUUAUGACGAGCGGCUUUGCUACAAUUUCGGGGUCAGUUUUGUCGGCAUACAUAAGCUUUGGAAUAAGCGCUUCGCAUUUGCUGAGUGCAUCUGUGAUGUCUGCACCAGCCGCUUUAUCCUUUGCUAAAUUGUUUUACCCCGAGACAGAAGAAUCGCAAACUAAAGCAGAGGACAUUAAAGUGCCAAAAGGGAAAGAGGCCAACGCUUUAGAUGCAGCGGCACAAGGGGCUUCUAAUGCAGUCUUUAUGGUCAUUAAUAUUUGCGCUAAUCUAAUCGCAUUUCUAGCCUUUAUUGCUUUUCUCAAUGGAAUCAUUUCAUGGAUGGGAGGACUUUUAGGAGCACCUUAUAUUACAUUUGAAUAUCUAGUAGGGAAGUGUUUUAUUCCACUGGCCUGGAUAAUGGGGAUUCCUGCAGAAGAGUGCGAUCAAAUAGGACAUGUGGUAGCGCUAAAGACCAUCGUCAACGAAUUUGUUGCCUAUAGGCAACUAUCAGAAUAUAUGGCUAAAGGACUAGUUUCGAAACGAUCGGAAACGAUCGCUACCUUUGCGUUGUGUGGCUUCUCGAAUCCAGGGUCAAUAGGCAUCCAAAUAGCUGCCCUGGGGUCAAUGGCUCCAUCCAGACAAACCGAUUUGGCUCAAGUGGCUUUCCGAGCAUUUGUUUCAGGAAGUAUUGCUUGCUUCAUGACAGCCUGUGUAGCUGGAACGUUGAUUCCAUCUUCUUCGUUGUAAACGCAUUUUGUUCGUCUGUAGAGCAAGAAGCCAAGGAUUUGAUUCGCUAGGAAAAUCAAUUUACCUAAAACAACGGCGAUUAUUUACUUACUAAUAACUGUGUUGGGUUGU